CUAGAAUAUACUGAUGUAGCUUUAAGUGGAAUUUCUUUGGAGUUUACAGCAGGGAUUCGUGUUGCAUACGGUAUGAGGGCAUACGUUUUGACAUUUUGAUUGCUACGUUGACACACGGGAAGAGAACGUGUGACAUAAAGCUACAUAUCAGCAAGGCUACCACCGAAAAGUGCUAUGAAAUCGCGGAUCGAAAGGAAUUAAUUUAAAUAAUUUCGAACAGAUUUCAGUUAAAUACCGACCUAACUGAUGUUGGAACCGACCCAUGGAACAGAGGUCGUCACGGCUUUGGUUAGAGUUGUAGUAAUCGAUUGUUUCAGUUUCUACCGUGUGUUGCAACUCGAAAUUUGCCUCUCGUCAAGCGAAUCAACAGUGCCUAAUUUCAAUCAAGAAUGGGAAACACACGCAUCGAUAAGACAGGAUAAGCCAUCUUCAAACGAACUCGCGUGCACUGGAGUAAACAGAAGCGAUAUUUCUGUCGAAAAUUUCUCAGAACCAAGAUAAUAUCCGUUGGAACUCAGUCAGCCGAUCACACAUUCCACUCGGCCAUGCAAUGCGAUGAGCGACCGUCAAAAAACAUGGAGGUCGACGUCUACGACGGGCGCAUUCGUGGAAGAAAUUCUUCACAAGUAUAAUUGCUAUUCGGAAACCGAUAAUUUCUUCUCAAGAAUGUCUAGUCAAGCCUUGGCCGAUCGAAUAGCGUCAUUGAAAGGACACGUUUUCUCCAGUACAAACAGUCAUUCCGACAACUGCGAUCAAACCAAUAACUGCGAAGGAGGCGAAAUUGACUUAUCAAAUAAUACCCCUCCCUUGAGGCAGCGUAUGUUAACUUAUGCUGAUGCAGAAAACAAUCAAAGCACCCUUCAAGCCGACUCAAGCAAGUCUGUUAAGGAAAGCGAUCAGCGUGGACAAACUAAACCAAGUUAUUGCGCUUCGAAUACGAAAACCAACGAAGACAUUUUGGAUCUCAGUGCAGAAAUCAACUCAAAUUUGGCGCUCACGAGUAGAACUCUCCCGGGGGAUGGUGAAUUUGGAUUGUCGACUCGAUCGUCAGCUUCGAGUUCCUGCGAUAAAACAGAUGAUAACGAGGAUGUAAUUUGCUUAGAUCACUCUAACCUGUUAGUGACGACCCCGGUAGUUGUAAUAACGCCGGCUGUGAUGGAGGAGUGUGUGGAUGAAGGGAAAACCAUCGCUAUGGUGGAUACGAAUGGUGAUCUUUCUGCCACCAUGUUGGCAAAAGAUUCCACUGAUACUUGCUCUUUGUCAAGUUACGGUUCUUGCUCGGAAAACGAAAUCCUUACCGACGAUGAACCAUCAGACGAUGAAAUGAGACAACCAUUGGAAGACAAAUCUGAUAAGGUACCAAAACAAAACUCAAACUUGUUGAAAAUUCAGUUACUUUAUUUACCAAGUGUACUACUUUUUGCAAUUCGCUCAUGUUGCCUUGCUUGCACAAUUAUUGUGAAUUUUGCCGGUUUGUUUAAUUGUUUUGUUCACAGGUUAGAAAUUUGAAUGAAAUACUCUCAUCAUCCGUUUAAAUAAGGUCUCUUUUGACUUCAGAAAAUAGUGACCGUUUACUUAGAGUAUUUCAGUGUUUAUUUGCUUUGGCAGCACUGCGGAUAAGGAAGGCUUCUUUUGUUGAUGUUUCUUAUGAAAUAUGUUUAUCUCAGUAAGCAUUUCCUGAAUAUUAUUAUUAUUACUUCAAAGUGGCCAAAAUUUCUCUUCGAAAUGGCUUCUAGUUUGUUUUGACCUCAAUCGCGUAUUUUGACUUAGCUGCGUUCAGUAGGGCUUUCCUUAGCAACCCCAGAUUUCACAUAUAUAAUUUUUUAACUUCUACCGUAGACAUUUACAAUGGGAUGGUAAGAAACGUUUGUCAAUUUAUUUAUUUCCAACCGCCGCAGGGUUGGUCACGAUCAUUUGUCAUUAGCUGCGAUUGACGUCAUUUACCACUUGGUUGGAAACUUUUGGCUCGCCAACUGAUCGUUCUCGAUCUAUAAUUAAAUGAAAUAUUUUGAAGCAAAACUUCUCAAAGAGCGAUAUGAAAUGUAAAUACAGUUCAGUUUACCCAAGCCUCUUGAUCGUGCUUUCCUAAGGAUUUUCGCACCGUGUUAAAACCUCAUUUCUCCAUCGGUUAUCGGUUACAAAGUAAAGCACCUUGAGGGAACGAUUACAGAAAAUCAUUAUAUUAUAAGAGUUUGAACUAUUCCAAUGUUUUAAAUUUGAACAUUUCUGUGAACAAUACAAAGAUAUGCAUAGCCAAUGAUUUUAGAUAUUCUGUAUGCCCUUGAUUUUCGCUUUAUUUAAGUACAGCACUUGCUAUUUUUGUGUGUAAGGGUAGAAUAUCAAAUUGCAAUUUCCGUUGCAGAUAGGUGCUAAGAUGUUCCCUGUGAUCACAUAAUUAGGUCACAUUGUAAUCUUGGGAUGAAAAUUACUCUUUUGAUAUUUGAUCAUACCGUGAAUUGUAGCAAUCACAAGGUCAUUGCAAUCAUUGUUUUACAAAAUAUCCUUGUUUGUGGUUUAAAAAUACCUCCACCUGCAACUGAGGCUGUGUGCUAAUUUUGGCAGACUGAAGUGCUUUGAACUUACAAACACUAGCAAUUAUUAAUAACCAUCUUAAAGAACUUUUAGCUUGACCAUUUUUAUGAUAAUCAGAAAGCUUGUGAUUUGACUAACAAGAAAAGAAAGAAAUUCUUAAAUUGAAGGGACCUGAGUCACUUUGUUAUCAGUAUAACAAUACAGUAACUGUCUCUCAUUUAAAUCCAAAAUCAAGCAGGCAAUAUUUUGUUUGCAAAUCUUCCUUGCCAUUUUUGCCAAAAUAGAAUUUUAAAAAAUCUUAGUCAAAAGUGACAUUUUGAUGACUUCAAGCAUGCUAAUAGCAGUUAAUUGUGUUUCAUCUUGCAUGCAGAAGUAUAAAUUGUAAAAUUUGAAUAAUUUUAAUUUUUUAUUAUGUUGAGAUAAAUUGUGGUAGCAUUUUGAUGACUUCAAGCAAGCUGAUAGUAGUUAAUUGUGUUUCAUCUCACAUGCAGAAAUAUAUGAGGGAAUUUUUUUAUUAUUGGUGAUCAUUGACAUGAUUAAAAAAAAAAAAAGACUUAAAAUGAAUUAACAAGAUUGACAGCAAAACUUAUUAGCUAACCACAAAAUGAUUUUUGCAUCAAAUUAUACAUGUGUGUAAAUUAAUUGAAGCUAAGGAAAACAUCUCAAGCAAAGUUUAAGGAGAAAAUAAGCAUAGAAGUAUCAUAGUUGUGAGUAUUUUUCAGGCUUUUGUAGACAGCGGAAUAUGACAGAUUACAGUAGUUCAUCUGUUUAGCUUAAUUAUGUAACAGCUAUGAACUGAUUGUGAAAUGUGAUAAUAUCAAGCAUACUUUCAAUACAGAUGAUGUGUUUUAACACAAUAUUAGAAAUGUCACAGGCUAGAUAUUUUGUAGAAACAUGUUAAAACCCUGAAACCCUUCAUGGUCACAGCAAGUUUUACAUAAUUUAUAUAUGGUGUGGUAUUGCAUUUGUGCAUGAUGGAGGCUGAAUAGAAUAACACUCGCAUGCAAAAAAAAUUAUAAGUACUGUGUAAGUCAGCUGUGACAGAAACUGUUCCACAAGGUCAUUAAACUAAAGUUUCAAAUUAUUCAAAUUUUGAUCAAUAAGUGAAUUUAAAUUAUUGAAAAAGGAGUAAUUUUUCAAAGUUAAAUAUGGCAUCUCUUUAAAAUGAUCCUUUUGUUAGAAUGUGGAAUUUUAUUUUGUACGUUAUGUUUUAUGUAAUUUCUAGUGAGUCUCACAUUUACCUUGUAAAACUAUAAUCAUUUGGUUUUAUUAUAUAUAUUACAUGAUUUUAUGGUUACAAAGCUCAUGUAGUAAUUUGUAAUGGCCGUUUUUAUUUAGAGUAGUUAUAUAAAACUGUCAGGAUUCUUGCAAAAUUUUAUUUAAUGAUAUCUUUUAAAGCCCAUUUGAUGCGUUGCCAAAUUUAAGGUAUUUACAUCUAGGUUACCGAUAUCUUUGUGAUUUGAAAGUUAAAUCUAUUUUAAACUCAGAAAUAUGCAAUUUUCAAACAAGAUGAUUUAACUGAUAAGUGUAAAAUUUUUAAUUUGUGUUAUUGUCAUAGCCAAUGAGAACGAGACUGAUAAUGUGUUUCGGAUCUUUGAUUGAUUUUCUAAGAAGUCAUUGGAGACCAAGGUGUCACGAAAGAAUGAAGAUUAAAGAACCAUAUACUUUGAAUUAAAGAAAAGCAUUUAAAAAUUGAUUGUUACUCUAAAUAAGUGUUUCUUUUUAGCUAAAUUAUCUGUUUUUCAUUUAUUCACGCAUAACAUCUCAAGUUGGUUUAGUGUCCUUUCUAAAGCUAGGAAUUAUUAAUGCGCAUUGAGAAAAUCAUUUUUGUGUUGCUUUUAUAUUUACUGCUUUUUGAAGAGGUAGCAGUUAUUAACAUAUUUAAUAUUAAACAAAUUAAAUUGGCGAGCAUUCAUCAUCAUUGCAACUAUUUUACAACCUCUGCAUGUACAUCUGAAGGUUUGAUACAUUCAGUAGCAUAAUCUGACAUGUCUAAACAUAUAAUUAUGUAACUAAGUUGGUUAAUAUAAAUUUUUGGAUUGGAAUGGGGUGUUUCAAUGCUAAAAAGCAGCAGAGUCAUGAAACAUUUUCAGUGUGAUAUGUAGUGUGUUCCUUCGUUUGUUUUGCAUUAUGAGGCCAAUAUAUGUUUUCAAUAUGAAAAAAGGUUGCAGGAUAUUUCAACACUUCUUGUGAUCUCGAAGGUUAGCGUAAAAUCUCUAAGAAUAAUGUAUAUAAUUUUAUUAACAGUUCUUUCAAGAUUUUUAUAGAUAGUAUGGUGAUUUAUGAAAGACUGUGGCAAGAUCCCAUUACAGAGAAUCUUCUAGGUGAUAUCAAAAUCCUUUUAAGCUUCUCAGUAUAUUUUGUGAUAUCCUUAAAUGAAAAUCUGAAAUAAAUAUGAAAAUCCUUAAAGGAUUCUGGAAUGAAAACCUAAUAGGAUUUUGGCAUUUUUGCCUGGUUUUUUAAGGCUACUUGAUAGAUUUUUCAAGAGUAAUGGAAUAAUGGAAAACUGUAAGGAUUAUUCUGUCACUCUGCAGUUAGAUAUAAUGAUUUUCCUGAAAAAAAAAAAAAAAACUCAAUUCUUGGUCAUACACAUCAGUGGGAAAUGAGCCAUUUUUUCUCUCUGAUUUUUCCCAUGAAUGUAUAUCAUAGUAUUACCAGUUUAUGUAACUUGAAAAGUUGAAACACCAUGCUUUAUCUGUGGCAAAACUGAAAAAAGAUCUGCAUUUUUAAGUUACAGUUUAAUAAUAAUGUAUUUCAGUUCCCAUGAAUAUAAUUUGUUUCCCUUCAAAUUACCAUUUUUCUCCCAGUUAGGAAGCAUUGUUUUUGCUUACAGAUUUAUGUUACUACAAAUGUAUUUUUCUGUAACUUGGUGUGAGUCCAGGCGGCAGUUACUUGGAAAUGAAAUUUCAAUUGUUCACACUUCCUCCUAUGGUAAUUACAGGUCGAUGUUUGUAUUGUGAUGGUACUCAACUGUGUGGAACCUUGGUCAUUAGAUCUCCUGCCAUUGAAAGCCCAGCCACACGCAUAUGAAUUUUAAAUUACAUUCAUUUGUCAUUAUAGUUGUUUCUUGCUUAUAAUUCAGGUCACUCUUGGGGGGAAUUUUACAUAACAAUUAAUAUUUCUCCAGACAGUUAAUGUGAAUGAAGAACAACCUUUUUAUAAGUUGUAUUUUUCCACAAUUGCAACCAGAUUAUUACAAACCAUGAAAUCAUCUGAAGGUAAAUUUUUUUUCCCUUGGGUGAAAAGUUUUUCCCUUAAGGAUUAAUAAGGUUUUUGUGCUUAAAAAACCUAAUAGGUGAUUGUGUGCAUUUUAUGAUUCAGUUCUAACACCUGCUUGUAGAUAAACAGUCUGGUUUCUUGAACAUACAAAAUCUCUUUUCAACAUUUUGGAAGAUUAAAUAUUAGCUAGUUUAGAAAAGCUAGGUUAUCUUAACAAUUCAAUUUAACGUUACCUUGAAAUCUUUUAGAGAGAAUGUCUUGCCAAGAUAGUAUUAAUUUGACCCAAAAUUAAAAGAGGUAUCCAGUAGUGUUCCAUUUUUCCCAAUUCACAUUUUAAAAGGCUUACACAGAAAGCUUUUGAAUGGGUGAUGAGCAAAUGUACAAAUAUGGAAAGAUUUUAUUUCAAACUUUUGAAAUAUUGAUGGCCUCCAAACAGCAAGGAAUAUUUCUCACACCUGAAGAUACUGUGUUGUAAUUUUAACCAGUUAAUCUUACCUUGCUCAUCACCAAAAUUGAUAUACAGUCAGUAUGUUUUAAAGGAAAUAUUUUUUUUAUUGUCUUUGAGACUUCCUUAAUGUUCAAUGAGUUAAAAAUAUCUGGGUGUGAAAAGUGUUUGUGUUACAGCUGUGGUAACAAUCCUGUGCUACAUGAAUUGUGUUUGUGAAUUCACUUUUUUGAAACACCUUUUAAAACUUUGCAAAAUGUAAUUUUGUAAGUUCACUUCUGUUAAUAUUCAUUUACCUUGAAAUGUGUUUUAUUUUGCAGAUUUGAGAUUAAUAUUUUAGUUGCAUGUACAUGUACAUCAUUUCAUUUUAAGUUUCAAAGCAUUGAAAAAUGUUUUUCAGUAAAGGUUUCUAUUGUUCCACAAGUGCAAGUCAUCUUCUUUUGUUUUCCAAUCUCUUAGUUGCAUCCCACACUUGAAAGUAGAUUUUGUUUUUGGAACAAUAAUAUACUGGGUCAUAUGUUUAACUAAUGUUUUUUUAUGCUUAUUUUGCACAUACAUGAAGCUCAGAGUUCAAGUUCUGACAAAGUUAUCAUCAACCUCUAAAUUUGUGUAAAAUGCUGAAAGCUAUCUGCUGGUGAUGUAAAUGACAAAUGAAAACUUCCAGUAAUGUUGUUGUACAACCAUUAUACAGUUGAAUUUGUGGUUAAGUGAUGUGAACUGAAAAUUUUCUCACACAGAAGAUGAAUAUUUUGUCAUCAAGUUUUUAAUUUAUUAUUAAUUAAUUAUUAAUAUUUUUGGGGGGGAUUGGUUAUAUUUUUAUGAAAGUUUUCAUGAAAGUGUUAAAAUUCACUCUUUAUGAGUUUGAUAGCAGCAAAUGUAGUACCUGACUUAUUUCCUGGUGUCUCUUAUCAAUCUCUAAAACCAUAGGAUAGCUGGGGACAAGACAUAGCUGAAGGCAACACAAGCAUUAAGGGAAGGGUGGAAGGGAAAGGAGAGAGAUUUCAUCCUUCCCAUCUACCUCUCCCCCCUGUCCACCCCUUUUGAUUUAAAAAAAGAGAUAACUGGGGAUGAGUUAUAUUUUACAAACCAACUCCAUCCCCCUCAGAAAGCAGGACUCAGUAGUUUAUGUUUAUUGUAACUCUGUUAAGAAGCAUGUUUGUAGAUUUACAAUGUGGUAUUACUUGUAAUGAUUGUGUUAAUUUAUUUUGUAAUAGUGUAGUUUGAUCAUCCAGGUGAGUGUAGUCCUGAGAAGGACUGUUGUCGGUAGUGGUGACUGACAUUUCAACAUCCUGAGCAGAAGUCAUCAUCAGAGUUAGAUUGAGGCCGACCAAUCACAACCAACCUACGCCAAAAUGAGUCUUACAGCUAAUAACAUCAUGGCAAAGUUGACCAUUCAGUUUAUACAAACCACGCUAAGAACAUUUGACUGACAACAACUAUUCACUUGACUCUGAAAUAACUUCCGCUCAGGUUGUCAAAAUGUUAGUCACCACUACCAAAAACAGUCCUUCUCAGGACUACACUCACCUGGACAAUCAAACUACACCAUUACAUGUUACCCCUGGGUUCAAACCAUAUACUGUCAUUAAUUUAUUUUGAUUAAAAGUUAUGUGUUGCCUUGCAGACCCAUUCACGCUGGAAGAAAAUUCGUAGUAUGAUCCACUGGUCUCCAUUUGUACAGAACUUUAAAAAGAAGUAUCCCUGGGUGCAGCUAGCUGGACAUCAAGGUCAGUGUUAAAGAAUUACUUCUUAGAGAAAUUUUAUAUUAAGUGUUUGAAGUAAUUCAUGACUUCUUUCAAUUAGAUAGUUUGGUUUUUAUCAACUGAGUUGAUGAUGUAAACUGGCCACUGUAAAGAGUUUCUUAGGCUGAUGUUCUAAGUGUUAGCCCUUCGUCAGCCCUUUGUUAGCCUAUCACAACAAUGACGAAGGGCUAAUGCUCAAUAUAUUAGCUUUGAGACUCUUUCUGGUGGCCAAUUAACAUCAUCAACUUACAUCAACAAAGCACCACUGACAGUUUUUAGAAACUUACCUCCUUUACUACUUUCAAUUAGUUCGCUUUACUUUUCUCUAUGAUUGCUAUUAACCAAUCAUUGUUCAAGAGACUAUUCUAUCAACCAAUCACACACAAAGGUACAACCAAUCAUGACUUCAUUGCCUGCCUUGGUAGUUUGUUUGUUUUAAAUGUGACUUCUCAUAGGCUGAUAUUAAUGUGAACCUUUGAUAUGAUUGGCUGUUCUGAUUAUUUUUCGUUUUGGUUUAUCAACAGUCAAUUACAAACUGCUCCAACUCACUAUUAGUUCUUGUUUUGUAGUCUACUUGUGGAAGGUGCAGUGGUCAUAUGAUCAAUAUGCUGGGCUCUUGAUCAAAUGAUCUGUUGUGAAAUUUGUUGCAGGAUUUGUAUGGGGCAAAGAAAACCUGGAAAUUUCUAAAAUCUAAUCUAUAUGUCUUUUCAAGGCCUUGAAAUUCAUAGAAAAUAACUGAAAUUCAUUUCAAUUCUGACUCAACAAAAGAGAGAGAUUAUAUUAAUUAAAGAUCUUUUUCGCAUCACUUGGAAACUAACUCUCCCAUGAAGUUCAUAGAAACCAUGCAAAGAAUCAGGGAAAAGAUCAUGGGAAAGUUCAAAUGAGUAUGAGCCCUGUCUUGUAAUGACAGCUUUGUUUUCAUUAUCAAAGGGUGUUUUAAACCAGGAGAAAAUGGCACAAUUCUAAAGAAAUCCACAGACAAAGAGAGAGAAUGUCUUGUGAGGCUAAUGAAAGACAUUUUGAGACCUUAUAUCCCUGAAUACAAGAAAGAAGUUAACAAAGGUGGAGAACGUAUCCUUUCAGUUAUAAAAUGACAAAACUGAUGGAGUUUAGUAAAAAAAUAGUUAACAGUCAACUCCUGCUUUUGCGAACACCCUUGCAGAGGGGGGGGGAGUUUUAGUGUUUGUAAUAGCGACUCUGUAAUAGCUGGGUACAAGAGGAAAAAACUGUUUUGACUCUAAACAUAUGAAAUAUUACAAAGCAGUAAAAUAUCUGGCUACAAGAUGAAAAUUGGCAUCUUAAUUUAUUUUCCUUUUUCAAAAUGUUGCUGUAUAUCAUGCCAGUCAAAUGUUGCACCUUGGGGGGAGGGGAGGGCAUGAAAGUGCCUACAUUUCCAUAAUAGUGAGAGUCCAUAACAACAUGAGUUUGUUUCAGUCCUUUCUUUAUGCGUUUCGCCUGGGGGCUGGCCCUUGUCUGCAAUGGUGUCCUUAAAAGCAAGGUGUCCACAGGGCUAGAGUCAACUGUAUACCAGUCCUUCAGCAUUGCCAUCCUAUCAUUGCCUACAAAUAUUGUGUACACAUGUACAUGGGAGAGCUGUUUUUUAAGAGAGUUGACAAAGAAGUUCUUAAUCUUCCCUGUGUUGGUGAAAUAUUCCUUUCUGCCAAUUUUGUUUAUCUGUUUAAGAAUCAUUUUAAACUGGUUUGUGUGUUUGUUGGAUUGUCCUUGACAAAUAUAAAGGAUAUCUUGAAAUGCAGGAUUUACUACAAGAAUUUGAAACUCCAUCUGUCAUGGACUGUAAGAUGGGAACAAGGUACGUCUUAAUUUUGUCAUCCUAGCCUAAUAUAUAUCUUUUGGAAAACUUGGUUUAUUUAGUUCACUAUAAUGUCAGGAGAGAUUAUCGGUAAUAUGAUUUCAUGUGAGCAAUACUUAUAAGAUCUGAUUGCUUGCUUAUUGUUUUUCAUGUAAUUUAUAAAAUUUUCUUUAUUUUUUUCUUUGUUUUUUUUCAUAUCUCCUCGUUUGUGUUUUUGUUGAGUUUGUUGGCGUUUCUCUUCGUCAGUUACACCUUUUCACAUGUUUCUUAUACUGCAUGUUACUUUGCAGUCCUCUUGUAUUCAAAGUUUCUUUUAUGCAAUAUCACUUUUCAAGUCAGUUUAUCUAAAUUUGCACGUGGCGUAGUUCUCUGUUUAGAAGUCUUCAAGUUAUUUGAUUUUGCAGUUAUACAGUCAUUAAUAAUAAUAAUAAUAAUAAUAAUAAUAAUAAUAAUAAUUAGGCAUUAUAUCAAUGUAAGUUUUUUUUCCUUUAUCUUAAUUAGUCAACUUAACUCUAAUUUAUGACCAUGACUGGAAAUCUUUUUGCUUUCUUUGAUUUUCAGAACAUACUUAGAAGAUGAAUUGGCGAAGGCAAAGUCAAAACCCAGAAAAGUGAGUACCACUUAAUAAGCCAUUUACUCAACUUUUAAGUUUAGGAGAGAUGGUAGUCAUGUGUACAUAGAGUGUAAUGGACUCAGAAUGAAAGGUGCAGGCUGUGACACUAAGCUCUGGCAGGGUCUUUGCAUUUUUUUCUUGGAAGCCAUGAAAAAUUUUGAGGAGGGGGACUCCUCAGAUGGGUUACCCUGUGCUGGACAGGCCACCCAUCUGGAGUGGGAGUUAUAGUACUUCUUGUUGCCUCAUGCUGCAGAAACUGCAGUAAGUGUGACAGGAUGUCCUCUCUCGAGAACAAUCAAAUAUCAUUUUACCUCAGUUGGAGGUAAUGUCACAAUCUAAUUGGCAAAUUUGCCAUUGUGAAUAAGAGUACAGACAGUGCUGCUUGGGUCAACAUGUCAUAAUCUCAGUCAUUUGAUGUCGAUAUUGUCAGUGGUUAAAAAAAAAUAUAUUGACUGUGGUUUAGCAUGGUCUGUACUCUAAUCAGCAAUGAUAAAAUUUGAAGUGGACCCACACUGCUGCGCCUUGUACAGACUAUGCUAAACCAUGGUCAAUUUGUUACAUUGAUUAAUUUAGAAUUAAUAAGAAAUGUAUGGCAGAUAGUGUUGAGAACUGAAGUUUACAUCUUGGGAGUGAAAAAAUGGAUCCCCUUUUCUACAUUUUCUAAUUGUUAAUAACAAUGAUUCUUUUUGUAGGAUUUGUUCCAAAAGAUGGUAGAAGUAGACCCCAGUGAACCCACUGAGGAGGAGAAGAGGGAAGGUGGAAUAACCAAGCCACGUUACAUGCAGUGGAGGGAGCAGCUGAGUUCAACUUCAAGCCUGGGUUUCAGGAUUGAAGGAAUUAAGGUUUAAGAUACACUUUAAGCUUAUAGUGAUUGUUUUUAAGCUUCUCAGUUUUUGGAAUUAUUUCAAAUAGUCACACAGUGUUGAAAGUAGCAGGAUUGGACUGGUGUUAUUUUAGUCUCCAAUGUGAUUGUGUGUUGCAAAGCAACACUCCUUUCUUGGGUGGGGGGGAUUUGUGAGACCUUUCUUACUGUUACUACCAUUGUUGCAUUAAUGGGCUUUUCUGAUGAUGGCUUGAAAAUAAUUACCUUAUCACAAUGUGAAAGCUUUACCAUUUAGUCCAGAAUUCAAUUGACAAAUUUUUAAUUUAGUUGCUUGGAAAUGUUUGCAUUACUCUAUCUAACACACAUCAUGUGAUGAUUGUAUAGUAUUGACUUACUAUUGCAUGUUAAGGUUUUUAUAUAACUUUGUGUUAAUCUUGUAUCUUGAUCUUCCCUUUCUUUGAAGAAAGGUGAUGAGAAGCCCAACAAAGAUUUCAAGAAAACAAGAACAAAGGAAGAUGUUGAUAAAGUUUUUACAGAGUUUAUUGGUGAUGAUGAACAGAUAAGAGUAAGUUUUUUGUAGUGGUAUAAAAACUUCUUGCUGCCAUGAAGUGAAAUUGUGCACAGAAUCCAAAAGAAUGUGAUGGGAUAGAGAAGCAUCAACUAAAAUUGUUUUCUAGAUGCUGUCUAUCCUUACCCAGUAGCCACCUUCCCCAAUGGCCUCCCUCCCUCCCUCCCCUCCCCUGUCACUGUAGGCACAGUUGUUCAAGGCUGGGUUAACCCUUUAACUCCCAUGAGUGACCAAGACAGAAUUUCUCCUUACAAUGUAAAUACAAUAUCAAGCAGAUAAGUGACAAGAAUAAAGAAAAAUAUCAAUUUGGGGAUAAUUAGUUGAUCCAAUACUAAAUUCUCUGAACUAAUAUUAUAAGAAUUGUAUGAUUGACAGUAAGAAGAAUUAUAAAUUUGAUCUGGGAGUUAAAGGGUUAAGGUAAUCCAUGGUAAGUGUGAAAUCAGAUUUUUGAACUUAAAGCUUUAAAUUAACGGAAAUACAGACUGAGUAUAAAUUUAUUUUGUUUGCAAUUUGAUAAUUGAGUACUUUAAAAAGAAUACAGAAAAUUAUCCCAAUGGUGCUUUUGAACAAAGGACCAAAAAUCAUGGAUUAACAUUUAACUUUAGGUUAGCACUAAUCUGCAUUCAAACAACUGGGCCCUGAUCUGUACAGUGUUUUGGAAUUGACUUGCUCUGACAAAAAUGUAUUUACAGUUGAAGUCUGAGUUUUAAGUCUUCUUUCUUGUUUAGUUUUUCUUAAUUUCAAUGAAUUGAUAAUGAGGGAGUAUUUUCCUGAUAUUCAUUUAUUGUUUAUUAUCCAUUUAGAAAAAAUAUAUAAGACGACUAAAAGCUAUAAGAGCAACUUUAGAAUCUUCACCAUUCUUUCGCUCUCAUGAGGUGAGUGAAUUAUGCUGUUCUUGCCUUACAUGUAAUUUGCUAAGUAUAAACUAUCCUUACUUGAAGAUCCUUCUCCCUAAACUAAGCAACUUCAGCAUUUGCAAAUUGGUUCUCUUGCAAGGAAGCUUGCACAAAUUGAAUGGAUGGAAUAUGGAUGUGGGUGGUAUCUGGGGGCCUACACUUCAUCCAGGUAGCCCCUUGGUGGAAUAACAUGCCCAUGUCAUGGCUGGCAAUUACUUGCAAUGUAAUACAGUCAGGAUUGCCCACAUCAGGCAGCUGUCAACUCAUAUUUGAAGCUUGAAAGAAAAAAGAAAGGCUGGCUAGGGUAAAAAGGGUGGAAUGGAGUGUGCCUGUGAAGCAACCAUUACAAAACCAUUCAAGACCUUUUGAAAACAACUUCUGCUAAACAGCCUAAGAACUACAAAAUCUAGCCAUAAUGAAGUUGCAACAUUCCAUAUUAGCCUGUACUUAUGAGAUUUACCACAGUACUGUCUGGAAGAUCCUGCUGAUCCUUUGGCAGUUACUUUUGUUAAAUCAUCACUAAGAUAAAGUUGAAAUUAUUUUUCAUUUUUCACUCUGAAAAUUUUCAAAUUCCUUUCUUGUUUUUGAAGACAUUCAUUUUUUGUGAUAUGAUGUCAUUACUAAACAUAUAUGUUGUACCUGUUUACACUCCAGGUGGUUGGUAGUUCACUGUUAUUCGUCCAUGAUGCAGAUGGCCAGGCCAGCGUGUGGAUGAUCGAUUUUGGUAAAACCACCCCACUUCAAGAUGGAAUGUGGUUGAAUCACAGAACACCUUGGGAGGAGGGCAACCACGAAGAUGGUUACUUAUGGGGUUUGGACAACAUGGUUGACAUUUGGUCACAAAGAUGAUCUUUACUCUGAAUUGUAGGAGCUUAGCUAAAAGUAAUUAUUGUUGACAAUUCUAUUUUACAAAAUUGUAUCUGUCAAUGAAUGCAUGUGCUGUAUGUAGGUUUUGUUUCAAUGUAGACUGAGGAAUGGAAGAAAGUGGUUACAAAAGUCGUAAUGCUUACCAAGAAAGUCAUAGAAUGCAUGUUUUGGUGUAAAAAUGAUAUAAAAUGAUCAUGCUUAUAGUAUGUUGGAGGGGUCCUAUGCUUUUGGUAGUAAAGUUCAAACAAUUAAUAUUUUUAAGUUCUUGAAGCAGAAAAGUAGUGAAAAUCAUGGAAUUGUGAAUACUGUAAAGACUGCAAAACCUGUUGUCAAAGGUUAUUACAACUAACAUUUCAUGUUGGUAGACUGGCUUAUUGUUUGGGAGUGAGAUCAAAGGAACAAAAAAAAUUACUGUUCAGAGAUGGCCUUAGAGAGAGGAAAAAUAUGGAAAUGUAGACUGUAGAAUUCUAUGAAUUUUUAGAACUCUUCCAUCCCAAUCCUUUUGUAAAUCAGCCAAUCCAGAAGGAAAUGUUUACAUACAAUCUGUGAAAAAAUUAUUUGACACUUGACUGUGUUAACCUUCUCCAAGGAAUUAUUAUGUUGCUGGUGAGUCAACCUGUAGGCUUUAGACAGUUUCUAGGUAGUGCACCUUGAAAACUUAUUCUGUUGUCUCAGUAACCUGAAACAUUGUCAGCCUGCCUUAGAGCAGUGUUACAGUUUGAAAUGAUUCGAGAAUAUUCUCAAGGUCGUUAGGCAAAAUACCAUAGGUCAUGACAAUUUAACACAAGAAUUGUAGGAGAUAGCCAGGGAACUCGGGGAUCUCUGAAGUCUAGUGGACAUUAAACCACAGGUUGCCAGAAUUCACAUUUUCCUUUAUUCAAUGGUGUACAUUCACAGAAAACAAAGCCCAACAAUAUACAUGGAAGAGGGGGUGAGGCAUUAAGGGUAUUUCGUGUAGGAAGAAAAUUGCUACGAUAAACCGAAUUUUGAAAUCUCAGUAGCAAUGUGUCAACUAGUUUUUCACAGAUUGUAGAUGAUGGACUUUGAAAUGAUGGACUAUGGAAAAUAUAGGGCUGGGGUGUUGUACCACAAUACUAAAGCUGUGAUGUAGCACGUCUUACCACUUCAAUUCCAUAGGAAUAAUUUACAAUACAAUAAUAUCAAUACAAUAUUAAGCAGACAAGUGAUGAGAAUAUAGAAAAAUGUCAACUAAGGGAUUAUCAAUAACUGAUCCAAUGCCAAAUUCUCCAAACCAACAUCAUAACAAUUGUAUGUCAGACAGUAAGGAGAAUUACCUAGGAGAUCUUAGGUGUGAAAGGUUAAGGAUGUUUACUUGUUUCCUGUUUUCCCCCAAAAUCAUCAACUGCACAUGCUCUGUUGUAUGUUGGCUUGUAAGUUAACGAUGCUAAAUGCUAGUCAAUUUAGAAAAUAAUAAGUAAGAAUGAAUAUAUUCAUUGUUAUAGUUAGUUUGACAAGGGAUUUCAGUUGUCCAGGGAAGAUUGUUUAACAUCAUCAGUACUCAACCAGCUAUAAGCUGUUUCCUUCACUGUUGAUGUUUUCAAAGUGUUAGUUCCCAAGUGGAAUUUCAGUCACUGUGAACCACAAACAUUUGCUUCAGUAGAACUGAUGCUAAUGGUGAUGGCUAUUAAAACCACUGCAAAGUUUUCAUGCUACAUAGUGAGUCAGAGACCUCUUACAAUUGACUCGUGGCCUCAUCCCUACUUUUUGUUCAGGAAAGGGGCACUCUUAAAUUGGCUAAAGAGAUACUGCAUUUUUAGAGAUAACUCAGUCUGUCUCUCAAAAUAGUCCAAAGUAAUUCAAUUUACAGUUUCAUUUAUUUACAAGAUGUACAUUGUCUAUUUGAAAAGUGGUCAAACCAACUCUGUCAAGAAUAUAUUUCUUAGUCUGUAACUCUGACCUCUUAUUUAAAACGUUAGCAUUUUGGUUUACUGUGACUGAGUGAUCUAAUACUCUGACUUGUAAAUAUAUAUUGCUCAUUAACUGUGCAUGUGAUAAAUGAAGAUAUGUACAUUGUAUAUUAACAGUUAAUGUUGAAAUUCAGGGCUGUUUUUUUUGUCCACUUUUUUGUUACACGGUGAUUAUGUUAAAUUUCAGUCACUGUCAUGAUGUAACGACCAUUAAAUUUUUUUUGUACAAACUUGUUUCAUUUUGCUGAUGUAAGCCUCAUUUGAAACUCAGCUGAGUGCACCACAAAGCUUAAAUCUUUUUACUUAAACAAAUUCAAACUACUUACUAGCAGAAAUAUAAUAAAAUACUGCAUUCUUUACCA
Messenger RNA from Pocillopora meandrina, 15805 nucleotides. Lineage: Eukaryota; Metazoa; Cnidaria; Anthozoa; Scleractinia; Pocilloporidae. The record is from the annotation of a GenBank genome assembly.